Molecule: messenger RNA, 2016 nt
Organism: Centropristis striata (black sea bass)
Lineage: Eukaryota; Metazoa; Chordata; Actinopteri; Perciformes; Serranidae
Product: dicentracin-like
Exons: 4
Coding region: 664-915 (83 amino acids)
Biological process (GO): defense response to bacterium
Source: RefSeq, a predicted model, not a curated record
AGGUAAUUUGAGACCCCUGGUUUAAAGCUUUCUGGAGACAAAAUCACAAGUGAAUACUGACUGUUCCAUUCUGCAGAUAAGUGACCAGUCAUUGUAAGGUUGCUGGUUCGAUCCCUGGCCUCUACCUUGAUAUGCUGAAGUGUCCUUAAGCAAGAAACUGAACCCAUAGUUCCUCUCUUUGUGUGUGUGGUAACUGUAACAAUGACUCAAUCUCACACAUAAACAGCUGAUGUCAGCCAACAACAAACCACUGGUACAAAACAUGCACUGAAGCAGCAGCACAAUCAACAUUUACUGAAGUUGGAUGAGAAUCUGGUCUUAAACUCAAACUACAGAUAAAUAAAUGCACAUUCAAUUAAACUGCUGUACCUUUUUUUUGCGGUAUAACUACAAUGGUACAUUUACUUUUGAUGGAAAUCUGUCUGCAAACGGAGGUUGUGCAGACAUGUUCAUGCCUUAAAGAAUUGGUGUGAUUAGAAACUGAAAUUAGACUGUUAUAAUAAAUACAGUUCUGCUAAGUGUGUGCCCCACCCACUCCUGGUGAAAAGUAUAUUAUCACUGUUGUUGGAUAGAAAUAUUAACAAUUGCUGGAGGUCGCACUGCUGCUGACUUUGCUCUUUUCAACAACAAUCUCUUGACUCUGACUAUCAGUCUGUAGGAAGGAUGAGGUUUGUGCUGAUGUUCCUGGUGUUGUCGCUGGUCGUCCUCAUGGCCGAACCAGGCGACUGUUUCUUUAGAUCUUUGAUCCGAGGAGCCAAGGCGGCAUUCAGAGGUGCCAGGACGGCCUGGAAGGCUCACAGAAAUGAGCAGAGGAUGCGCCGGAUCAUUCGGGGAUGGCGAUACCGACAAAGGAUCUGCGGCAGAGAUGCUGAGGACCAGCAGGUCCAGCAGGACCUGCAGGACCAGCGGGCCUGAAGCCGUCCCUCUGACGACGCUGUUUGAGCUUCUGCUUUCUGCUUUGCAAAGCACCAAACCAUCGGAUGGGUCAACACAAAACAGUAGACUUGGUUUUACAUGAAGCACUGUAGUAGUAGAUGUGGUAGCUUUUGGCACAGCUGCAAUAAAUUUAGAAAUAAUAAAGAAAUAAAUACAAAAUUGCUAAAUACUGCAAACUGUUCUGCUGAAUAAAUCUGCAAUACAAAAAGGUAAUCUCUGCUUCCUGUUUUUAUUUAACAAGUGUUCUUGGAGCUAUAUCAAGAUGCCAAUAAUAAUGAAGAGCAAUGCUUUUUAUUAAGUUCUAGGUAAAUAUUUCUAUUUAUUUUGAAAAAAAGUAAAUGGGUGAAUCAAUUUAUGAAUCUUCACUCUUCCAAAGUUUUGUUUCUGGGUGAACUUUUGUCCCUGAUGUAGCCACAUGAGUCUUUGGGAAUUAAUACAUUCUGGCAGAGCGUAUAGUUGAUGCUUCUGUCAAAUAUAUAUGUCUACAAAUAUCUAAGAUAUUGAAUGCAAAAAGACAUAAUUCACAAUCACAACAAUUCACGUUUCUCACAGAGAGCAGGAGAGAGAGAAGCUAACGCUAGCUGCUAAGCUAAGUAGCUAACAGAACUGAAAAGGGUUGCCAAGGUAACCCCUUUUUUGUGAGUGAAAUGAUUUUUUAACGAUUUGACUCAAACCUGAAUUGAAUUAGAUGCAUAUUUUUGUGUUGCAUGAAUACAUGAAAAACAAAUUAUUAUCCUGCAAUUCACUUUAAUACAAAAUAACAAUUAGGCCCUGUUCUUCAAAGAUGUAGUGGAGUUUUUUUCCUCGACCAAUGGGAUGAGAGUAUUCUGUAUUGUCAUACUCGUGUGUGAAUAUGCUGUCAGUUAACAUAAAAAGCGCCCUGUUAUUCAUUCUUCAUUGGCAUUUACUGACUUUUAUUUGAUUCUCACAAUAAUACGGGACAAAGUGCGUCCCUUUUCACCUCAAUAGGGGACGGGUGCUUCUGUUUCUAAAUACGGGACGAUUCUGUUUUUCAAGGGGGGUUGGCAACCCUCGAACUGAAUAACAUAUAAACAGAUGAGAUUAGUCAUAAAGUCGCUA